Aureobasidium pullulans EXF-150 is the source of this 1441-nucleotide messenger RNA. RefSeq names its product putative hydroxyindole O-methyltransferase. Gene Ontology annotation, molecular function: O-methyltransferase activity. The record is from RefSeq and is a predicted model, not a curated record. The transcript has a single exon. Lineage: Eukaryota; Fungi; Ascomycota; Dothideomycetes; Dothideales; Saccotheciaceae. Bases 315 to 1388 code for a protein of 357 amino acids.
UCAUGGUAGGAGGGUGUAGCAUAUUAACAUAAAUUAAUCCAACAUUCACAUGUUCAACACUGUGGUGAACAGCUUCCCAGCACUUUCUGUUGCCGCCGAUUUCUCAACUUACUGCUUUGUUGUUCACCAUCAGGAACAGUUACAGGAAUGUCGACACCCAUCUCAUCCAUCAUCGACCGUAUUGCUGCUGCAGGAACGGCCUACGAGAGCAAGCAAAUUGGCUCUCGCGAAUCCCUGAUUGAACUGAGCAGGGAUUUGAUAGCCACGCUAGAAAUUCCCAGCGAAUUCUUACAAAGGAGCUCUUGGGCAGAGGUAUGUGUGGAGAAAUUGCUCUACGGGCCUGUUUUGUUACUGACGAAUUCCAGUCAGCAUUGUCAGCACACUGCAAAUAUGCUGUACAAGUCAAGUUGUUCCAGCAUCUGAGAGAUGCCGGCGAUGAUGGCGUCGGUUCAGAAGAGUUGGCUGAGAAGACUGGGACCGACGUGCUGUUGCUCGAACGCAUAAUGCGCCAUCUCAUCGCCAUGAAGAUGAUCACAUUCUUCAAAGGUAGAUUCUUCGGCACAGCAUUAAGCCAUGGGCUUGCAGCCGACAAUUACCAGCAAAGCAUCGACUUCUGCUACGACGUGGCCCGACCAGCCUUCAAUGUCUUCCCUGAACACUUCAAGAAGGCUGGCUACAGACCACGUAUAACCUUCACCAAUGGACCUCUCCAGGCGGCUCAUGGCACUGAUCUACCUUUCUUUGAUUGGCUUGUUGCCACGCCUCCACACCUCGAAGAAUUCGAUGCUUUCAUGUCGGCGUAUCGGGCUGGCAAAGCAGACUGGUGUAGUCCAGGCUUCUAUCCAGUAGAAGAGCAGCUGAUCCAGGGGUUCGAUCCUAGCAUUAACGAGGUGCUUCUCGUAGAUGUUGGUGGUGGUCGUGGUCACGAUACCCUUUCAUUUUCGGCUCAAUACGCCCACCCGGGCAAGCUUGUUUUGCAAGACCGUGAGGCAGUCAUCACCAGCAUCCAGGACAAGGAAGCACUUCCGUUCGGAUGUGAGGCUCACGACUUCUUCACACCUCAACCAAUACAGGCAGCAAGGGCGUAUCUGCUCCAUUCAAUCCUUCACGACUGGGAUGAUGAGGCAGGUAUCAGAAUCUUGGAGAAUCUGAAGCCUGCACUCAAGGCUGGGUACUCUCGAGUGCUGCUUAACGAGAUUGUGCUUUCAGAAGAAAACCCAAUGAUUGCGGCCACUUCGAUGGACAUGAUGAUGAUGGCACAUAUGGGCGUGCGCGAGAGAACCGAAGUGGAGUGGAAGGCGAUUAUCGCCAAGGCAGGCUUGAGAUUUGUGCGCAUCUACGACUAUCCAGGCGUCGCAGAGAGUGUUAUCGAGGCAGAAUUAUUGUAAUAGACAAGUGUGUCGGUUGAGAAGAGAGAUGUUCUUUGUGUGACAGAAGCGAG